Symbiodinium sp. CCMP2592 is the source of this 2751-nucleotide messenger RNA. The record is from the annotation of a GenBank genome assembly. NCBI's taxonomy places the organism in Eukaryota, Dinophyceae, Suessiales, Symbiodiniaceae.
AUGACGGAGCUGAGCCCUGGUGUCCCGCAGUUGGGCAGCGAUGGCUGGUGUGCCAUCGUGAAGAAUGACAUGACAUUCCUGAAGUACCUCGUGCGGGAUUGGGGUGCAAAUCCAAGUCCCAAGGAUGCCGCAUUGGCGGCCAAAGCCCACCAGGCGAAGGCCUCUCUCUCUGGACGCUUUGCCUCCCUCGUUAAGAGCACCCCCGCAGGGAAAAAACAUCUUGGCACCUUGAAGGCUGCUGCAGACAAGGCUGUGAGCCAGGACGGCAUGAUCAAGAUGAUCAGUACUGUCGCAGGCAAGCUUCGGACUGCUGCAGAGGCCAUGAGUCCCUUGCUGAAGAAAACGGAUGAUGUGCAAUCUGUAGUCGACGUGGUUACCCAGCAUGGCGAGUUGGUGCAGAAGGCGCUCGACCUGCUGCAGACAGCUGAUGCUUUGCCUGGCGUCAUGGGCGACUCCGCAUCUGAUGAUCUCAGCUCGCUCAACGACACCCGGGCAGCCGUCAAGGUACUUCUGCAGGCGCAAGGCACUACUUACUUGAAGAAGAUGGAAGCGGAUGUCACAGAUAUGUUCUCCCGAGACCUUGAUGCGGAUAUCCGGCUGAAGCGUGUUGCCAUGUUCUUGGACAUCGCCAAAGUGGUGGACUCCUGGAGUCAAGCGUUGGUCCCUGAAGCUGAACAAACUGCUCUUCAGACGAUGUUGCUUGACAUGCUUGAGGCACACAAGCUUGUUCGAGCCGCAGACUUGAAGCUGGACCAACCCAGCUUCGAAGGGGCUGUGAAAGGGGUGCACAAGAUCUUCUUUGGUGUGACCGUCGAAGCGUUUGCCGGUUUCUUGAAGGCGGCAGUCGCUGCGGCCAAGAGCACGGGUGACUUCUUGGAAAGAUGGUUGAAAGAGCUUGUCAAGAAUGCAAGUGACAGUGGCACACUCAUCCUCAGCGCGUCCGUCAAAAGCAUGCUCCCCAAGUCCGCGCAGACUCUUUGGUCAACUGUUGAAGUGUACCAGAAGGUAAUGGCGGAUGACAGUGUGUACCGGAACAAGGUUUCUGGAGUGGUGCGUCAGAAUCAAUUUUGUGCUGCCUCUGUGUUGGCUUCUUGGGACGCGGAGUCAGCAUCCUUCAUCGCUACUGGGUGCUCAGAUACAGUGCAGGCUCUGAGUGUCGCCACGUCGUCCGUGCGUGGGCUUGGACUUGAUGCCGACAAGUUCAAUGAGAGAACUCGCGAAAUGAUGACCAGCCUGCAGGGCACCGUCAAUGCAAUUUGCGCUGCCGUGAACGAAGGCGUGGACUUGAUCCAGCACUAUGAGGCCCUUUGCCCCGCAGCCUUCCAGAUCCCGGAGAAGGACUUUGACCCCGAAGGGCUCAAGGAGUUCAUCCAAGGGCCGGGCGCGCAAGAUCAAAUUGCCAAGUUCCACAAAGGACUGCCAUCCGCCAGUAUUGCAGUUGCUACGGCGCGGCUCGCUUACGUGGCGCAGCUGUUUUCUGCAAAGAGCAUGGUGGUCCUUGGCCUGGACGCCCUUUUGUUGUUCCGAGCCGGAGAUAUUCCUCCUGCACGCCAGCUGCUCUGGCAGAUCUUACGGCAAUGGACAGGGUGCCCCGACACGCCUUGUGCGCGGCUUGUGCCCCUAGAUGCUCCCCACGACUGUCCUCGCCUCUCUCAAGUCGACCUGUCUACCAGCAAGGCCACACGUUUGCUUAACGCUGCAGUCGUGCGCAGGCUUUCCAGAGAGGGUUACGAAGCACUGGGCUGCUUGAGGGACUGGAGCCCGGCCAUUGUGCGGCCCCUCCUUCUGGCCGCUGCAGCACGUGGACCUGUACUCAGUGAUGAUCAUCACAUCGCCGUGGUGCAUCAAGAGCGAUGCCUUGCUCAGCGACGCGAUUGGCAUGCUUUGGGCUCCCUCAUCGACCGUGUGGUGCUUGGACCUGUGUCUCGCUUGUGGGAGGCUCGCGCACACCUACUGACUUUGGCGAUGCAGCCGGCUUGGAGACCAUUCCUGGAAGCGGUGGAAUCAUUGCAGGGCUUCGGCCCUUUCUGGACUGGCAUCCUGGCAUGGGAUUGCCGUGCUUUGGGAGUGGCAACCCAACUACCCAGUGACCGCCUGCAGUACUGCCCAUGGGGCCUCACUGGAGCACGGGCUGGGCUUAACCUGCUCCGUGGUUCGCCACGGCGGGCCCCUUUAGAGGCUGCUGCAUGCCGAGCGUGGGGCCAGGCUCUGCUACGCUUCUUGCGCAGGGCAAGCCCUGCGUCAAUACUGGGGGAGCCUGUCCCGCCGUACGAGCUCUUCAGCGUGCAAUGGUGGUGCUGCGAACUGUCCAAGACUCCCUCCCGGGUGUGGUCCGGACUCCUUGCCCUUGCAAUCACCGAGAAGAAGUGCCGGUCUCUCUGGAAUGCCAGGGCCAUGUUGGAGGGCCUGAAGUUGGAGGAUCUCGUAACGACGAUCACGGCGUCAAAGACACGUCUCACGCAACCCCCGGCAAAGGCAAAAGGCGGCGUGGCGAUGUUCACCCUGUGUGCUUCCGAGUUUUGCUUGUCUUUCCUGGAGAAGAACCCGACGCCUCCCCAAAUCCAGCGGGGCCUGAAUGACAUUUACAAGUUGGUGUUGGACGACUUCCAGCUGAAGAAGGAGGACUUGCCGAACUCCGUGAAAGAGAAGCUCGAUUCCUUGGCAAAAACAACAAAGGAGGAUGCCCGAACUAAGGACAAGCUCAGGAUGCCGCCCCCUCCUGCCCCACCGAGUGCAGCAGCGAAACGUUGA